CAACGGUCUAAUAUUUAACGCUGAUACCAUUAGAGGACUCCUCAACUUGUCAGAUACCGACAUUGCCUUCUUCUCUUCUCUCCUCCCAUGUAUAAAAAAAAUCAUAUUCUCUCUCUCCUCUCUCCAUAGAUCUCUACACUAUUUCCUACAUCUCCAAAUGAACCAAAGCUUCCAGUUCAUACCCUUUUCUCCAUUUAUAUAUUUCUUUAUCAUCACUUCCUUUCUCCUACCCAGAAGGGCCAUAUGCACAAAUCCCCAGUUCCUUGCCUGCAGCAUCCCCAAAUCUUGUGGCGAUGGCCAAAUCAUAUCCUUCCCAUUUUACAUCCACGAUCAGCAAGAAUCUUUCUGUGGUUACCCUGGAUUCAAUCUCACUUGUCAUAAUCGCCGUCCAAUUCUCAGACUACGUGGUAGUUAUUAUAUUAUCCACCAAAUCGACUACACGAGCCAGACUCUUCGUGUCUCAAACGCAGUGGUUUUCGACACAAACACCACUUGUGUUCCUCAAUUCAGAAACUUAUCUCUACUCGAUGACCGGUUCAAGAUAUUCUCAAACCAGACAGACCUCUUCUUGCUCUCUCGUUGUAACUCAACAUUGCUGGGAGGUGCAGCUAAUAGUGUGCUUCUAAAGUACAAGGUUGAUUGUAAUGGUGAGAGAGAAACUGGUCCAACUUUAUCGAUAUUUGACGGUGAUCCACUUCUGGGUAUUGCAUCAGACGUGUGUGAAGAUGAAUUGGUUGUACCUGUGGAUGUGGAAAGAGGAAAGAAUGAAGGGAUUGAAAGGAUGAUAAAACGAGGGUUCGUGUUGAAAUGGACUGCAAGUAAUUGCAGCAUUUGUAAAAGCAGUGGAGGCAAAUGCGGUUUUAAUAUCAGCACCUACCAUUUCAAGUGUUUCUGCCCAGACAGGCCCCAUGCUUGGGCUUGUCAUCCUGAUCGAGAAGAUGCAGGAAACAGCAACUUCAGAAUGAAGUUAGGAGUGGGAUUAGGUGCGGGCAUUGGAGCACUGGUCAUAUUAUUGUUUCUUUACAUUUUCCAAAGUUACCGUAAAAGAAAACAUGCUUCCUCUAACUUCCUGUCAACAAGUUCCUUUACUGAUCGCUCCUCAAAAUCAGACACAGAAAGGGGUGGCGUCUUCUUCGGCGUUCCCCUCUUCUCUUACACUGAACUUGAAGAAGCUACCAAUAAUUUUGACGGCAAAAAAGAGAUCGGAGAUGGAGGUUUUGGAACUGUAUAUUUUGGUAAGCUCCGAGAUGGACGAGAGGUUGCAGUAAAGCGGCUGUAUGAACACAAUUAUAGAAGGGUUGAACAGUUCAUGAAUGAAAUCGAAAUCCUUACACGCCUACGCCACAAAAAUCUUGUCACCCUUUAUGGAUGCACUUCCCGUCGCAGCCGGGGGCUCCUGCUUGUGUAUGAAUACGUUCCCAAUGGUACGGUGGCUGAUCAUCUCCAUGGUACAAUGUGUACGUCCAGUCCACUAACAUGGCAUAUUCGACUGAGCAUUGCAAUCGAAACAGCUAGUGCUUUGGCUUACCUUCAUGCUUCAGACAUCAUACAUAGGGAUGUCAAAACCGACAACAUUCUCCUUGACAACAACUUCUGUGUGAAAGUUGCUGAUUUUGGUCUCUCCAGGUUGCUUCCUAAUGACGUUACUCAUGUCUCCACUUCCCCUCAAGGGACCCCAGGAUAUGUUGAUCCUGAAUAUCACCAAUGCUACCGACUUACUGAUAAGAGUGACGUCUACAGCUUUGGAGUUGUGUUAAUUGAGCUCAUAUCUUCAAUGCCUGCUAUUGAUAUUAGCAGGCAUCGACAUGAGGUUAAUUUGGCCAACUUAGCGAUAAACAAGAUUCAAAAAUGUGAAUUUGAUGAGUUGAUAGAUCCAUCUUUUGGGUACAAGUCUGAUGAAGAAGUUAAGAGAAUGGCGAUUGCAGUGGCUGAGUUAGCAUUUCGAUGUUUGCAACAGGACAAGGAAAUGAGACCCUCCAUGGAUGAGGUACUGGAAGAACUAAAGAGAAUUGAGAGUGCUGCAGGUUUCAGGGAGAAUCAAGAUGAGAUACACAAUGAUAAUAAGCCAUUGAGGAAUAUGCUGCCACCACAUUCACCACCAGCUGAUUGCGAGGAUGCUUCACUGUUGAAACUUAUCCGACUGCCAUCUUCACCAGAUACAGUAACUGCUAAAUGGGCGAGUAGUUGCUCCACUGCAUCCAAUGUCAGCGGUUAGAAUUUUAUUUUUCUUUUCUAUCUGCUGCUCAAUUUUCAAGGUGGAUGAUGAGGGUAUGAUCAACGUUCAGUAUCAAACGGAAACAAGUGGGACAAUUGCUUCUCAUUUUACUUUAUUUUCCUGUUCAUAGAGACCAUCGUUAGGCUAAUUCUCAUUUGAGUGUAAAUAGUAAUUGAAGGUCCUAAUUAUAUACCAAUGUCCAUAUUCUGAAUCCCAUGUGAUGAACCUUGGUUGUUAUUAGGAACACAAAAGGAAAAAUUGCUUUAGUGUUCUGAAGAACAACCUUGAUAUGAUGCAUCACCUUUCUUAUUUCAUGGAAAACUCUCCUGAGUAUUACACCAUCGGGUGAUUAUAGAA
This is a messenger RNA of Manihot esculenta (cassava), 2572 nucleotides long. RefSeq names its product LEAF RUST 10 DISEASE-RESISTANCE LOCUS RECEPTOR-LIKE PROTEIN KINASE-like 1.2. Gene Ontology annotation, biological process: protein phosphorylation. The record is from RefSeq and is a predicted model, not a curated record. The coding region runs from base 158 to 2215 and encodes 685 amino acids. Gene Ontology annotation, molecular function: ATP binding; protein kinase activity; polysaccharide binding. The transcript is spliced from 4 exons. NCBI's taxonomy places the organism in Eukaryota, Viridiplantae, Streptophyta, Magnoliopsida, Malpighiales, Euphorbiaceae.